Camelina sativa (false flax) is the source of this 1118-nucleotide messenger RNA. Its product is annotated as putative WRKY transcription factor 60. Gene Ontology annotation, molecular function: DNA-binding transcription factor activity; sequence-specific DNA binding. Gene Ontology annotation, biological process: regulation of DNA-templated transcription. The record is from RefSeq and is a predicted model, not a curated record. Lineage: Eukaryota; Viridiplantae; Streptophyta; Magnoliopsida; Brassicales; Brassicaceae.
ACUCCCUCCACUUACUACUUUUACUAUAAAACCCAAAGGAGACCAAAUCUCUCUGCGAACAUGAAUUUGGUCUUCUUCGCUUUAAUCUUUAGUUUCUUUCUCACGUAACAUUAAUUAUUUGUUCUCUCGUCUACCAAAAAUUUAUGGACUAUGAUCCCAACACCAACCCAUUCGACCUUCAUUUCUCCGGUAAACUUCCGAAAAAGGAAGUCUCGGAUUCGAGUUCUGCAGAUGUGAAGACAAAAUGGUUAGUGAAAGACGACGAGACAUGUAUGUUACAAGAAGAGUUAAACCGGGUUAAUUCGGAGAACAAGAAGCUAACCGAAACACUAGCCAGAGUCUGUGAGAAGUACUAUGCUUUACAGAAUCUUUUAAAGGAGUUGCAAAGUCCUGAAAAUGUGAAGUUUCAGAACCAAAAGUUAACAAAGAAACGAAAACAAGACCUGGAUGAGUUUGUAAGCUCCCCUGUUGGACUCAGUUGCGGCCCAACAAUCGAGAAAAUCACCAGCGAUAAAGCAACGGUUUCAACCGCUUACUUCCACACCGAGAAGUCUGACACUAGCUUGACUGUGAAAGAUGGAUAUCAAUGGAGGAAAUAUGGGCAAAAGAUUACGAGAGAUAAUCCAUCUCCUAGAGCUUACUUCAGAUGUUCGUUUUCACCAUCUUGUCUGGUCAAGAAGAAGGUGCAACGAAGUGCAGAAGAUCCAUCUUUAGUGGUAGCCACUUACGAAGGGACACAUAACCACCCAGGCUCAAAUGCAAGUGGGUCUAGGACAGUGAAGCUUGAUUUAGUUCAAGGUGUUCUUGAACCAGUUGAGGAAAAGAAAGAGAGAGGAACGAUUCAAGAUGUCCUGGUGCAAAAAAUGGCUUCUUCUUUGACCAAAGAUCCUAAGUUCACUGCAGCUCUUGCGGCUGCUAUAUCUGGGAGAUUUAUAGAGCAAUCAAGAACAUGAAAGUUCUGUAGAAUAUAUAUGAUUUUGUUUUUUCUAUUUUAUUGCUCAUCCCAGUUAAAGGAAAUGUGGGUUUUGGGGUGAUAUUGAUUAGGAGAUAAAGACGUCAAGUCUAGUAUGUAUAUUUACAUCAAAUCAAAGUAUCCAAAUGAUACACUGAUUUUCAAA